Messenger RNA from Lacerta agilis (Sand lizard), 3515 nucleotides. It is a transcript of the gene TBC1D24, whose product is annotated as TBC1 domain family member 24. The coding region runs from base 39 to 1724 and encodes 561 amino acids. NCBI's taxonomy places the organism in Eukaryota, Metazoa, Chordata, Lepidosauria, Squamata, Lacertidae. The record is from RefSeq and is a predicted model, not a curated record. The transcript has 7 exons.
UGCUUUUAUGUCAUUCUGCAAAGACUAUCUUAAUAGCUAUGGGUGAAUAUAGCCGCUUUAUAGACUGGGAUAAAAUGGAUUCUACAAUCCAGGACCAGGAUGCAAAAGAACUGACCAGUACAGAAUUUCAGGACCUGAAGCAACUGGCUCGCCAGGGAUAUUGGGCCAAAAACCACUCUUUAAGAGCCAAAGUGUACCACAAACUGAUUAAUGAUAUCCCUUGCCGCACAGUGACUCCAGAUGCCCAUGUCUACCGGGACAUUGUGGUGAAAAUUGCUGGCAAACGUAACAGCUGCAGUGUUGCACUUCCAGAAUUUGUGGACGACAGCCUUGUUCCCACUUACUGCCUGAAUGCAGAAGGCAUUGUGGCAGUCAGGAAGAUAAUUUCAUGCAUUGCAAGCCAGUUCCCGGACAUAUCAUUCUGCCCAGCUCUUCCUUCAGUGGUAGCACUUCUCCUCCAUUACAGUAGGGAUGAAGCAGAGUGCUUUGAGAAGGUCUGCCGCAUCCUUGCCUGCAACGAUUCCUCCAAGCACUUCAUUGAUCAGACAUUCUUGGCUUUUGAGUCAUCUUGCAUGACUUUUGGCGAUCUGGUUAACAAAUACUGUCAGGCGGCCCACAAGCUGAUGGUAGCAGUUUCCAAGGAUGUGCUAGAAGUAUAUUCAGACUGGCAACGGUGGCUUUUUGGAGAACUGCCUCUGAUUUAUGUUGCACGGGUCUUUGACGUAUUCUUGGUAGAGGGCUACAAGGUUUUGUACCGUGUUGCACUAGCUCUUCUCAAAUUCUUUCAUAAAGUCCGGGUUGGGCAGACUAUGGAGUCAGACAACGUUCAGCAGGACAUCCGAGCUUUUGUUAGGGAUAUUGCAAAGUCAGUGUCUCCUGAGAAACUGCUAGAGAAAGCUUUUGCGAUUCGGCUGUUUUCGCGGAAGGAGAUCCAGCUUUUGCAGAUGGCCAAUGAGAAGGCUCUUCAGCAGAAAGGCAUAACCGUCAAACAGAAGAGCAUUGCAUCCCCAAAAAGGCAGAAUGUCCACUUGGCAGUUCAUGCUGACAACUUCAAGUCUGAAAUAGUUGAUGUAAAAAAGAUGAGAGACAUCUGGUCGUGGAUUCCUGAGCGCUUUGCACUUUGCCAGCCACUGCUGCUGUUCACCACCUCAGAACAUGGCUGCAGCUUAAGCAGGUUCUAUUCGCAUUGCGAGGGACAUGAACCAACUCUCCUUCUGAUUAAGACAACGGCCCAAGAGGUCUGUGGGGCUUAUUUAUCAACCGACUGGAAUGAACGCAAACGAGGAGGAAACAAGCUGAGCUUCUUUGGAACCGGGGAAUGUUUUGUGUUCAGGCUGGUGCCUGAAGUGGAACGCUAUGAGUGGGUAAUAAUCAAGCACCCAGAGCUAGCCAUGACAGGACCUGAACAAGGGAACAAUUCCUCCCAUAUUUCUGACCCUCCAUCCACAACCAGCCUCCCCUCGGACCCCUCAGACCGCCUUUCCCCCUUCCUUUCUGCCCGGCACUUCAACCUGCCUUCCAAAGCUGCAUCCAUGUUUAUGGCUGGUGGAAUUGAAUGCAUCAUUAUAGGCGGAGGCGACGGUCAAGCUCUCUACAUUGACGCGGACCUGAACCAUGGAAGAACUGGCCACUGCAACACUUUCAACAACCAACCAUUGUGCUCUGAAAGUUUCCAGAUAGCUAUCAUAGAGGUUUGGGGUUUCAAGGACACUAUGAGCAACUGAGGAGAUAGAGCCUACUUUCAAAAACAGAUAGCUAGUGGAGCAUCUUAUGAUUCUGACCACAACUCCAGUUGCAAGAGUCGAGGUUAUUUCUGAAUCCACAAAAUCAGUAGGCUCCUUUUUUUGUGAUUUAGAAAGCUAAUUUGCAGGACUCACUUAGAUGCAGGGGCCUCAUUGUUCAGCCAUUGUAUUCUUCAUAUGCUAUUUGUAUUUGGCUAAGUGAUUUAUCCUUGACUUCCUGUUCUUACCUCUGGAAACCUUUAUGCAUAUCCUGAUAUUUUUGGUAGCAAGAAGGUGGCCUCACUUCAGUAUCCAAGUUGACUUUUAUCCGUGUCAGAGCCUUCAUGAGGCCAGAUAACAUUUCUGAUGUCAGCAAGUGCUUGUUGGUGGCUGGAUUUAUCCAGCAGUGUAAUUUUUCUUCUUUUGCAGAAGCUUCCAAUCCCUGCUAACGUUAGCUUGGAUACAGAGUGACUCCCAUGCAAUCCAAACUGAUUAUGUUGCCGAUUUUUCUCUCCUCCCAACUGCAGUCUUGAUUACUGUGUGCCACGCCAACUUAGAGACUUCCCCAGGUCCUCAUGUGCAGAACACACUGCAAAUGGAUUGUUUGAUCCAAGCCAUUAUUUUCUAUAACCUAUUAGAUUAGAGAAAUCUGUUAAAAGCACCAUUUUGUGUGUGUGCGCGUGCACGCACACACACACUCAUUUACACACCUUAAAGCUGGCUGUUGCCCUAAUAGCCAGUCUUCGUUUGACAUUCCGCUGUGUGUGAAGUGAGGCUGACUGAGUAAUUUGGGAGUACCAGUACUUUUCUCCCUUUGGUCUUCAGUGCCACUGCUCUGUUGAAGGCAUUUUGUCUGACAUGCUGCCAUCUUGCUUUUCUGUUUACAUUCCUGAUACUGCAUAUCAGUGAUACCAUGAUUUUUAAAGGGGUACAUUCAGGCAGCUAACUGCCCUUAUGGGAUAUACAACACACUAAACUACUUCCUCCUGAGUCAUUGCUAUUUGUGUUGAAAAGAAGCUGGGAGGAACUUGAAGCAGUAUUAGCUAAUUGACCUCAAACUUUGGCACAGUCUUUUAAAGUGAAGCUAUUGCAACAAGCUUGAGAAAUGGCCAAUUGUUGUUGUUUUUUUUACUAUUAAUGGACUGUUUCUUCUGGGGACUCAAGGGGGUGCUGCAUCCUCAUUAACCUGACAGAUACCUGGUCACUGGAAACUUUCUUGCAUGCAGCCUUUGGCUGUGUGGUUAGUAGUGACAUCUCUUCAGUUCAGGUUGCCAAGUGGUAAGCAAAGUCUGCCCCUAGACUAACACAGAAGCGUUAAGCACAUCUUGUUGGUUUUCCACUUCCUUUUUUUGUCUCUGAAUGGGCUGUGAGAUCUGCUCACUCCUAGCUUAGCAAAUGAAGGAGGGAGCUUUGCCAUAUCUGAUAUCCGCACAACUGCAGUAAAGUGACCAGCUUAGAAGAUUUUCCUUCAGAGCUGGUUAUUGACUGGAGUGUUUUCAUUUGAUUAUGCCCUGUCUUGGAAACGACACAUCCUUUGGCCAAAAAUGGGGAAAGAGACAGCUUGUUACAGAACUUGCUCAGUUGAGGCGGUGCAAAACUCAGCAUGCUUUAGCCUUUGGGGAGGUUACAUGUGCUUGAAGCUAGGAGGUACUUAAGAAAAUAGCUCAAGAACAUAUCAUAUAACCUGGCUUGUUUUAAGCUUGUUUUGGCCCUUUCUCUUACAAUUUCUAGUAAUGUGGACAAAAUUCUACCUGCCUAAUUUGAUGAACGUUGUUUGGUAGUGGAGUACCGGUA